Messenger RNA from Paraglomus occultum, 1063 nucleotides. NCBI's taxonomy places the organism in Eukaryota, Fungi, Glomeromycota, Glomeromycetes, Paraglomerales, Paraglomeraceae. The record is from the annotation of a GenBank genome assembly.
UCUGAUUCUGAAGAUGAAUGUCACUCUUAAUGAUGCAUUACCCGUGCGGCUAUUGUCAACAAAACUAAUCCCUUCAAAAGCCUACGAAGUGACAAACAGCAUACCAAUUUCGUCACCGAUUACAAUUUUUCCUCGUCAACAAGCGUCGUUUAUGUACAAACUAACGCAUAAUAAAGAUGUCGACGAUGACGAGAUCAUGAAUAGACCUAGCACACAGAUUCACUGUCUCGUGGAGUAUCGUACGCUGAAAGAUGAAAUCCAACAUUUUGCAAAAGAGAAACUCCACGAUGUUCUGAAAUCAUACAACAUGUCCCAGCAUUCUGACUCUGUUUUUGAAAACAUCAGAGAGCGGUUUCUAGAACUGCUUGAUUACCAUUCUUAUGGUAUUAGGGAUAUACUUGAUCUUGGUGAACUAGAUAUAGUUGGCUGUGAACAACUUUUUCAAAAUCAUGGCGAUGUCAAAGGAGAAUUGGUUAAUGCCGUAAGGGAAUUCUGGGAGAAAUACAACAAAAUUACCUUUGAAGAGGUUCAAGAUAACGGCAAAAAUUUGAAAUCGGUGAUAUCAUUUCCUAUUGAUGUGCCAUUAUCUAAGAUUCUUAAUACGGUCGAACUUGUUAUACCGAAUUCCAAACAUCUGGUUGUUGGUGAACCAUGUCACUGCGUGCUGGUAGUGCGACAGUCACCAUAUUGGAAUCAUAAACAACAGACGGAAGCAAUCGAAUUUUAUUAUGAUGUAAAUGUUGACUUUGACAAUUGGCUACUUUCGGGGCAGAAGAAAUUCUGUUUCUCAUACAAGAUGGAUGAGACUAGAGAAUUCCCAAUAACACUUAUCCCGCUUAAAACUGGCCGGCUACUGGUUCCCUUUAUUCGCGUUGCUAGCAUCUCAUCAAGCAUCUUUUCAGAAUCAGUCUAUAUCAAUAACGCACAACAAGUCUUAGUAAGGCCAAGGACACAGUCGGCAACAUUCUUUAUUGAGCAACAACAUCGCAUCCAUCCAAUGGGCCCCGCUACUGGGCUUAUGUCGGGUCACCAUGGUGGUAUGAUGGACGAGAUCGCAAUGUGA